CUUUCUCGUUUUACCCCUCUUGCCUCGUUGGCGUCAUAACCGUUUCUGUUUUCGGUUAGCACAAUCUCAAUAGGUUAAACCAAAUUCAACCGGAAAAUAAGUCUUGUUACGUCACCAUGAAGACAUGUGAUUUCGGUAUAGUUAUGAUUUCGGGUUGGGUUUUCUUAAAAAAGGUGAAAGACAGCGGUACAAAUAGUAAAAUUGAAUUAACGGUGAAACAGAAGAGGAAAGGAUCAGCUCCUUCUCCGAUUAACGAUGAAAUUCGAGCUUUACAAAGACCUUGA
Molecule: messenger RNA, 284 nt
Organism: Arabidopsis thaliana (thale cress)
Lineage: Eukaryota; Viridiplantae; Streptophyta; Magnoliopsida; Brassicales; Brassicaceae
Exons: 2
Coding region: 117-284 (55 amino acids)
Source: RefSeq, marked reviewed